This is a messenger RNA of Racocetra persica, 567 nucleotides long. The record is from the annotation of a GenBank genome assembly. Lineage: Eukaryota; Fungi; Glomeromycota; Glomeromycetes; Diversisporales; Gigasporaceae.
GGUGAUUUAACGACCGCUCAACAAGCAUUAGAGGGCGAGCAAAAAGCCCGCCAAAGUGCGGAAACCGAACGCAACGAUUACCGCAGGAAGCAUGAAGCCGAGCAAACACAGCACGGGGAAACUAAAAGACUAUUAACCACCGCCAGAGAAGCCCGCGACCAUUACCAAGCUGAGUAUCACAAAGAGAAAGAAAACCGCGAAAGUGCUCAAAAAGAAUUAUACGAAGUCAAAAAUGAACUGGGAACAGAAAAAGAGCAACAUGCUGAUACAGAAAGGCAACUGGAAAGUAAGACGACAGAAUUAGCGAGUGAAAAGAAGAAAAAUGAAAUAAUUUUGGCAAAGUCCGACGAAACGGGAGUCAAACUAACCACAGCAGAAACACAAAUAGCCGAUUUAGAAAAGAAAUUAGCAGAUAAAGAUAAGGAAUUAACUGAUAUUCAGAAGAAAUUGGAUGAAGAAAAAACGGCCAAAGAAAACGCUGAAACAGAACGAGAUGCGGCCAACACCGACAAACAAAACGCCCAGCAAGAAAGAGAAAACCGCCCAAAUAUAACGCUGGAUGAAUGA